AUUCCUCAAUAUAACUCAACUUACAUACAUUAGUCUGCAUCUCUCUCGAAUUGGAAUUAAAUUGUCAGAAUCGAAAAAGGACAUAAUAAAAAAACAUGGUUGUUCCAUUAGAAAUAAGGGUGGAUCUGUUCAUUUUUCUAUGGUUUUUAAUACGUGUGCUAUAUUGGUUUUCUUGCCGGCGGAAUUCCCCAUCGUGUGAAAACCUGGACGACUUAAACUAGAUUGUGGCAUGUAUGGUGUAAGGUGUGUUUAUCGUGUGUGGUAUAUACGUAAAACAGCAGGUUUGACAAAGGAGCACAGAAUAUGAAAAAUGAUGGAGGUCGAUGAAGAAACUGUAAGUUUGGAUGCAUGCAGUCAAGCAGCUGAGUCAUGGUUGGGGAAACAUUCCCUACCUUGGAAACUUCUUUGGGCAAAUGAAGCUGAGAGAAAACUUGUAUUUGAACAUCAGAGAGGAGGUGUUACAUUCACAGUGGCACUGUUGCCGCCUGCCAUGUCUGCGGAAAGUGGUCAACAAGGUCGACGGUCAUUCAGGGCUCAAAGUGAUAAUGACAAGGUGUGGUCAUUAUUAAAAGAUUGUCAUGGAACCAGCUUACAGGAGUGUCUAGAAAAAAGUAUUGUGGCUUUGGAGCCUCUUUUUGGUGCUUCCAAAAGGACAGAGAUUGAUAAUGAUGAUGAUGACGAUGAUGAUGAUGAUUAUAGCUGUGGUGAUUACUUUGACAACAGUGAUGACGUGAUGGAAACAGGGGAUGGUGUGGUGGUUGGUUUUUCUUCUCAUGUAGCAAGAGAAACUCCAAAUGAAGAUGAUGGCAUUACAGAUGUCGAAUAUGAAAUGUACGCCAAGUCAGGAUCCAAGAUGGCAGUACAUCGAUUGCUGUCUGAUUUGAAGAUGUUCAAGCGAUCCAACUGUACCAGUGGCAUCUAUGGAAGCCCUAGAGGGGACAACCUGUUCUUGUGGGAUGUGCAAUUGACUGAUUUUGAUCAGAAGUCUGUCUUGGGUAAGGACCUUUGCAAGUAUGCUGAAAGGUUCCAACAGAAGCCAGAGGUCCAGCUUGAAAUGUCUUUUCCCUGUGACUACCCCAUGUCUCCUCCUUUCAUCCGAGUCAUCAGACCAAGGUUCAAGUUCCUAACAGCGCAUGUGACAAUAGGGGGCAGUAUUUGUAUGGAACUCCUGACCAAGUCUGGUUGGCGACCCACUAAUGACAUCGAGAGUAUUUUGGUCCAAGUCCGAUCAGAAAUCAUUUCCGAUCCUAAGGCUGGGUUGGAUAUGAGUCGUCCCAACCAGGAGUACACAAGGAUGGAAGCUGAGACAGCCUUUCGACGGAUGGUGGAUCGUUAUGGAUGGAAUAAAUAAGCUAGUGAAAGAGUGGUAGUGCCCCAAAUGCAAGAAGUUGCAAUAGGAUUGUUGUUUGUUUUGAUGGCGUGUCAUGUUCCUUGCCGGUAAGAAAAUAAAUUUGAACACUUCUAAAAGUUCCCAGCAGUGAUCGAAGCAAGUCUCUUCAACAGCAUUGCAUUUGUUUCUAAUGUUUGAGGUACAUUGCACUGUUUGAUGGUGAAACAGUGGUAUUUGUGUAUCAAUAUGUAUAUAUUUAUGAUGUCACCAAUCACCAAGGCUUGGGUUAAGACUGAGAACCCAUCGUUGCAUUGAACUUAUUCACACUGUAAGCAAUCUACAUCACAUGACACAUGAUCCUUAAUAUCACUUUCCACCUGUUAGGGGGUGUAGUGUCUACAGUACAUGCUGUGUGGCCACUUUUAUAUUCUUAAUAUUGCCAAUCUAGCCAGACAUUGCAAUUUGUAAUAUCAUUUCCUAUUUCUUCAAGUCAGCUGUUACCUUUGUAUUUGAAAUUAUUCAUUAUUUUGAGUUUUGUAACUUAGAUUAUUGCCAAUAAAAUAACAGAAUGAUUUGAAGUUUGGUUUUACAUUAUCGGUUGCUAUAAGCUGUAGUUAACGUGGCAUUAUGUGACCCCUGUUCAGUUUUCGUAAUGAUAUUGCUGAAUAAGCUCCUUCAAAACAUGAUAGCAUCCCUUGAAAUGUGAAAACUAUUGGAUUAUGUAUCUGUACUCAGGGACUUCAUCAGUGUUAGAGAUGCUGUCAAGGGACAGUUUUAAUUACACUCAUUUUGGACAUUAGUGAUAUCUUAGUAAAGUUUCUCCCUUUUUUUGUUUGUUGUGAGUUUUUUUAGGGGGGGGGUUCUUUGUUCUUAACAUAACUACCUUUUUCUCCGUUUUUUUUUUUAAUGAUUUGUUUGCAAAAACAAAAAGUCAUACUGUCGUAGAUCUCAGACCAGUCCUGGACUGUGUUAGACCUCCAAUUCUCUCUGUUCGAGUUAGAGGCUUUGUCCAAAUCAGUGUCACAGUCCCUGACUCAUUUUCUUUGUACUUGUCACUUGAUGUCUCUUGCAUUUACCAAAUCCACUUCAGAGUGUUUCUGGCUGGGUAUUUGUUGUUAGCAGAGUAAAACAUUACUUCAGUGAAGUUGUGGAAGCAAACAGAUUAGUUAGGAUGUGAUUAUGGAAGAGAAUGGAAUGAAAUAUCACAAAGGGGACACCAUACAUCAAAUCUGAAACAUUUCAUAUUUACUAAAAAUCAAAUUUCAACUUACAAUUAUUUUUCUUGACCUGUCCAUAUUUUGAACCAAAGUCAGAAUUUCAAAGCAUUAGACAUUAUUAUGGGACCUAAUUUGGUCAGUCUGCCCAGUUAUGAAUUGACAUUGAGCUUAGGAUUUCUUGAUGCCUUUAGGAUUGUGUGGUCCAGUUAUGCACUGCAUGAGACUUCAAUCCAUAUACUAACUAAGGAUGUACCAUUGUUGAUUGCAGGAUUUGGGAGAACGUAGACACUUUCCUGUUGAAAAGAACCUAGAAUUAAAGUGAAAACGGUAAGCAUGCUUUUUAAAUUGUGAGCUUGCAGAGGGCUUUCAAAACUUGAAUGACAAACAAUAUCACAAAAGAAAAAUACAAAGAAAUGCAAACAAGUUUUAUUUUUGACCUGGUGUCCUAAAAUAUUUGAAAAUUAAAUUUCACUCACAAAAUAUUUUUGUAUUGUCUGGCUCACACAUUGCAAAGGUAAGGAAAGCAUGUCUUUGUAUAAAUACGUAAUAAGGUUAUCGCUCUGGUUAUCAUAGUGUACUCUUGAAAUAAAUGAUAAAUUUGAUAUCAAUCUUUGAGGUAUUUAUCUUUUUAGCCAGCGAUGAUAGGCUAUGUGUUGGUAAUAUCAGUGUUUGUCAUAAAGUAUGAAAGGAAGAUCAUAGAUGCCAUAUUUAUUUUCCAGGCAAUGAUAGCAUGCCAGUUAAUUGAAGUUUAGAAUUAGGUCUGGGGAAAAUUGUCUGGAAAAAAAUACCAGGACCAGCAAUAUCUAUCAAGAUACAAGAAGACCAUCGUAUGGCAGCAAUUAUUCAUCUGAGAAAACAACGAUUCAAAGGUCUCAUUUACAGACAAGAAGUUUGGAUUUUAGAUGUAUAUUUCUCUUGAUGGUAGUCUUAAAGGUUAAGAAAUCAAGGGCUAGCCUGAGAAUAACUACACAUACUUGUCAAGGCAAAUAAGAUUGUAAAUGCCAAAUGAUCAACCCCUCCAAAAUAUCACCAGGAAUGAUAACGAUAAAACUUAACACUUUCAAAUUAGUCUACACAUCAGUUAGGAAGUGUAAAAUUAUUAUACAUGUACGUUCAUGAUCCUUCAAUGUAAUUAAUCUGAAUUUUAUACUUGAAGCACGGAAAUAUCCUGAAAUAAAUGCACACAAUCUGA
This is a messenger RNA of Acanthaster planci (crown-of-thorns starfish), 3739 nucleotides long. RefSeq lists its product as uncharacterized. NCBI's taxonomy places the organism in Eukaryota, Metazoa, Echinodermata, Asteroidea, Valvatida, Acanthasteridae. The record is from RefSeq and is a predicted model, not a curated record.